AUGCCACAUGCUAAAGUGCUGCUCCUCCUCAUCCUCCUCUGCGCUGCCGAGACCAGCCGGGCCCUCAAGCUCUACAAUGCCGCCUCCAUCUUCAGUUGCCUCAAUGCGGCCCUCACCGAGGCCCAGAAGAGCCACCCAGAUGAGAAAGACCAUCUGGACAAGCGUGGCUUGGACUACCCAGUACCAGAGGAUGCAUCUGAAGAGGAGGAGGAGGAGGAAGAGGCAGUGGAGGAAGAGAAGGAGAAAAGGACAUUCCCAGGGGAAGGCCACUACAAAUAUGUCUCCCAAGCACAGGUGAAGGGGAAGACAUAUCAAAACCGGGCCAAGAGUGACCGCCGCACCAAGGUCACCCUCUCUCUUGACGUCCCCACCAACAUCAUGAACAUCCUCUUCAACAUUGCUAAAGCCAAGAACUUGAGGGCAAAGGCUGCAGCCAACGCACACCUCAUGGCCCAGAUCGGGCGGCGAAAGUGA
Molecule: messenger RNA, 474 nt
Organism: Rhea pennata
Lineage: Eukaryota; Metazoa; Chordata; Aves; Rheiformes; Rheidae
Gene: UCN3
Product: urocortin 3
Exons: 1
Coding region: 1-474 (157 amino acids)
Biological process (GO): adenylate cyclase-activating G protein-coupled receptor signaling pathway; hormone-mediated signaling pathway; digestion
Cellular component (GO): extracellular region
Molecular function (GO): corticotropin-releasing hormone receptor 2 binding; hormone activity
Source: RefSeq, a predicted model, not a curated record